Messenger RNA from Vitrella brassicaformis, 332 nucleotides. The record is from the annotation of a GenBank genome assembly. NCBI's taxonomy places the organism in Eukaryota, Vitrellaceae.
UUAUAUGGCUGCAGGCUGUAGCUCCUCCAUGAGUACCUGCAAAGUCAACACACCACGGCAACCCGUCAUUGCUUUGUUCUCUGGUCAGGUGCUUUGACUCGCCUCACCUGGAAGUUCACCAUGACGUCUCGCAUCUGCUCUCUUUGCUGCGGCGUCAUCAGCGCCUCUGCCGCGUGUGCGUUGGCGAAGAGGCCUCUGAGUGCGCCGUGUCGCGCAUCGUAGUCCACGUCAGACAGAUGAUGCUGGUCGAGGGCGGUUGUCGUGAUGCGAUUCGCCACGCUAGCGAGUGUGUGGAUGUAGUCCUGAGGAUCCACCCUUUGCCUACCGGACAU